This is a messenger RNA of Cryptomeria japonica (Japanese cedar), 2908 nucleotides long. Its product is annotated as ADP,ATP carrier protein 1, chloroplastic. Gene Ontology annotation, molecular function: ATP:ADP antiporter activity. The transcript is spliced from 5 exons. NCBI's taxonomy places the organism in Eukaryota, Viridiplantae, Streptophyta, Pinopsida, Cupressales, Cupressaceae. Gene Ontology annotation, biological process: nucleotide transport. The record is from RefSeq and is a predicted model, not a curated record. The coding region runs from base 334 to 2514 and encodes 726 amino acids. Gene Ontology annotation, cellular component: membrane.
AAUAUUUGGUUGGUUUCCCAGGGCCGUUUCAUCGUCUCCUUUUUCGAAUCAACUUACUUAGAGGCUCAAAUUCUCUUCUCUGCUCUCUUUUACAAGCAGGUUUUCAGAUGAGUUUUUGUUGUUUUGCGAUUGGGGUUUAGGGGGUUUUGAUUAGCAUUUCAUGCUUACAGGGCUUGUGAUGGGUAUAAAAGUUUCGUUAGGAGUCCACAACUAGCACUCCUUAGAUUUUUGGUCCGAGGCCAAAAAGAGGGGUCGCCUGAUCAAAUGGGUUUGGAGCGUGUAAUGUGAUAAGGGGAUUGAAAGUGAGCAGAGUGGUUGUUGAUAGGCUUAGCAAUGGAGGCGGUUGCAGUGAGGCGCAUAGGCAAUGGGUUCAUCCCCGCUGCAAAUGGGCCUUCAACGGGGAAAAAUGGAAACUUUGGGGCAGCCAGUAAGGUGUCCUUCAGAUUGAGUACUGGUUUUUCCAGGCAAAAAUCUGAGGUUUUGAGUGUGGUGGGUAGACAUGAUAAGUCUGGGCUAGUGGGUUCUUCUGAGAGCAAGAAUCUGUUUGGUUCUUCAAGGCCCGAGAAUGGAAAGCUUUACAAGCGAAGAAGAUCAGAACUGCAAGUAUGCAGAGCCUCGGCCUCUGCGGCCAUUGAUUCAGUUGGGGGUGAUGGUUUUGCAGUUCCAGCCCCAAAGAAAUUCAUGGGUGUUGAGGUAAUCACAUUGAAGAAGGUCAUACCUCUCGGGCUCAUGUUUUUCUGUAUUCUUUUCAACUACACAAUCCUGAGAGAUACCAAGGAUGUGCUCGUGGUGACUGCCAACGGAAGCAGUGCUGAGAUCAUUCCUUUUCUGAAGACUUGGGUGAAUUUGCCAAUGGCCAUUGGGUUCAUGGUUGUGUACACAAAGCUCUCAAAUGUUUUGUCAAAGAAGGCUCUUUUCUAUGCAUGCAUAGUUCCUUUUAUUGCCUUCUUUGGGGCGUUCGCCUUCUUGCUGUACCCACUGAACAAUGUAAUCCAUCCUACAGCAUUGGCUGACAAACUGCUCCAGUUUCUGGGUCCUAGCUUUCUGGGGCCUAUUGCAAUUCUAAGGAUAUGGUCUUUCUGUUUGUUCUACGUUAUGGCAGAACUUUGGGGAAGUGUUGUGGUUUCGGUCCUCUUUUGGGGAUUUGCUAAUCAGAUUACAACCGUAGAUGAGGCAAAGCAGUUUUACCCUCUUUUUGGCCUGGGAGCCAACAUAGCUCUGAUUUUCUCAGGGCGAACUGUGAAGUACUUCUCCAAUCUUCGGAAGAAUCUGGGUCCUGGUGUGGAUGGUUGGGCAGUCUCCUUGAAGGGAAUGAUGAGUAUUGUGGUUGUUCUGGGGUUUACCAUUUGUGGAAUUUACUGGUGGGUAAAUAAAUAUGUAGUGAAUGAUCCUACACUUCCCAAGGCAGUAGCUCGUAAAAAGAAGGAAAAGCCAAAGAUGGGAAUGAUGGAAAGUUUCAAGUUCCUGCUAACUUCAAGAUAUGUGAGAGAUCUCGCCACUCUUGUGGUUGCAUAUGGUAUUAGCAUCAACCUUGUUGAAGUGACUUGGAAAUCAAAGCUGAAGGCCCAGUUUCCAAGUCCAAAUGAGUACUCUGCCUUCAUGGGAGAUUUUUCGACAUGCACAGGAAUCGCCACCUUCUCCAUGAUGUUGCUAAGCAGAGUUAUAUUCCGCAAGUAUGGGUGGGGAGUAGCAGCUACCAUUACACCAACUGUGCUGCUUGCCACAGGAGUAGCCUUCUUUGGUCUUAUACUCUGUGGGGAGCCACUUGCUCCUGUACUGGGUAAAUUUGGUUUGACACCUCUUUUGGCAGCAGUGUAUGUUGGGGCUCUCCAAAAUAUUUUCAGCAAGAGUGCGAAGUACAGUUUGUUUGAUCCUUGCAAAGAGAUGGCCUAUAUUCCUCUUGAUGAGGAUACCAAGAUAAAGGGCAAGGCUGCAAUAGAUGUUGUCUGCAAUCCCCUUGGAAAAUCUGGAGGUGCACUGAUUCAGCAAUUUCUGAUUUUAACCUUUGGUUCUCUUGCCAACUCUACUCCCUACCUUGGUGGCAUAUUGCUAGUCAUAGUGUUGGCAUGGUUAGCAGCUGCAAGAUCAUUGGACAGUCAGUUCACUCCAUUGGUGAAGAAAGAUCUCAAGAGUAAAUAUCUGGAGCGUAAGCUGUCCACAGUGACAUCCAAGUUGAAAGGUUCUCUGAAAGCAAAGCAAGAGGUGGCCUAUCGAUUUAUGAGCAGUCUCAACUCUAAGGGAUUCAUAGAGGGUAAAUACGUACCUGUAGUGGAUGGCAUUCCCAUUCUAAAGGAGGAGCAGGAGCAGGAGCAACAGCAAAAAGAGGAUGUUGUCGAAGAGGCGAAUUUAAAUCUGCAACCAAAACCAACCCGAACAAUUCAAGAAGAGGAAACCCUAGACAAAUCAGAAUCCCAAGUAAAAGCAACAUCAUCUACAUCUGAAACUGAUUCCAAUGGGUAUGCAAUUAAAGAUUCUGAGACAUUGGAAUCUGAUUCUACCACACCAAUUGCCUAAGAUUGGCGAUUGACUGUACCAAACAAGAACCUGUACUUGAAGCUCUGGUUAGGUGGAGAUUUACGGCAGAUGAUGAUGAUAAAGAAAUGGGCAGCUGGCUUACAGUCCCAUUGAUGGUUUUAGUAGGGGAAUAAAGAGGAGAAAAUGAAGAACGGAGUUUAUUAAGUUUCUAGAUAACUGAUUUAUUUCUUUUGGGUUAAAUUAUAAUUUAAUAAGCAUGUGUUUUCAAGAACUUAGAUGCGAAUGAGCAAAUGUGAAGCAAAUCCUAAAUUGAGGGUGUAAAAUUGCAGUGUCGUAGAAGGAAAUUUACUUCUUGAAGUGGGAAAAAUCUUGUUGUAGCUCCAGGGUUUCUCAUCUGUUUAAUAGAGGUCACAAUCCUAGAACUUUUUAUAAA